This is a messenger RNA of Sinocyclocheilus grahami, 2948 nucleotides long. Its product is annotated as histone-lysine N-methyltransferase, H3 lysine-36 and H4 lysine-20 specific-like. The transcript has 7 exons. Lineage: Eukaryota; Metazoa; Chordata; Actinopteri; Cypriniformes; Cyprinidae. The coding region runs from base 333 to 2948 and encodes 871 amino acids. The record is from RefSeq and is a predicted model, not a curated record.
UAUGAUUCACCCACAUGUGCAUACUCUUAGUAACUGUACCUGUCCACAGGUGCCUGAUCCACUUGAAAGUACAUGGAAAACAUCACCAACCAGCAGACAGACACUUGGCUUUAACACUGGCCCUUCCUGUCUCAUCUGUCUAAGGGUUAAAGUCUAAGAGCAAAAGCUUACUCACUUAACGUCCGUAGAGAAGCCUUAACGAUCUAACCUUUGGGAUUUAGGACCUGCCUCUGCCUGACAGGGACCCACAAGGCUUAUGGGACAGUGCAUACACAAGAAACUCAGAUGGGGGCGUGGUAGCCAGACUGAGUUGUUGACACGUCUGUCUCAAAAUGGAUGCAGCUUUGACUGACAGCUGCACGUCCCCACCCAGUCCUGAUUUUAGUCUGGACUCAUCCAGUCCGUUUGCAAAUGGACUGCACUUUGAGUCAAUUCUGUUUGAAGAUGAGGACGAGGAUGAAGUUAUGGAUCCAGAGACUGGAUCUCAACUGGAAAGAGCCUUGUGUGGCUCAACAAAAUUGGAUGUCAAGCCUAAAAGCAAAAUUGCAAAGGGUCGCUCAUUUCUGGGGCAAGAAGCUGUAUUUGAAGACAAGUCUACAAGUGAUUGUGGGCUUUCUUCCCUUGUGAGCAGGCCUGCUGGGAUUAUAAUGACAAAAAAAAUGAAAACAAAGACUCCACCACCAGUGAAAUAUUUGGAGGGUGAAGUAAUAUGGGCUAAAUUCAACCGUAGACCAUGGUGGCCAUGUCAGGUGACUGUUCACCCAGUUGAGGGAGUUUACCACAGAAUUAAAGAGCCACCAGAUAGGACCAAUCGGCAGUAUUUCCUCAAGACAUUUGGGGAACCUGAAAAGCAGGCGUGGGUCCCUGAGCGAUCUACUCAUAUAUUUGUGGGUGGAUAUCAGUUUAACAAUCUCCCAAUGAUACCCAAGCGGUUUCUGAACUCUUGGAGAGCUAGUGUGGUUGAAGCAGAGGCACUUCUCCUGGAGAAGCCAAGGAUCACCACUCUCUGCUCAGACUUCACCAAAACAAUCACUGAAGGAACUACAAAUAACACAGAAAACAAAGUGUCUGUGCCUGUGGAAUUACCCAACAUUAGUCCUCUAACCAAUGGAACAGUUGCACAAAAAGACCACAUGAACACCUUACCACAUAAUCAGGGGUCUAAAAACAAAAAGAAACAGAGAAAGUCUUCAACACAUUUUAAAAAAUCAGAGGAAUUUAAUUGUGAGAAGGAUAAGAUUAUGGAAACUUUGGACAGUCCCUACUCUGACAUUGAUUCUGUACCACAGAUCCGCAGAUGUCCCAAAAGCACUGAGCAAAUUUCAAAGCACUGCGCUGUUAAUCAAUCAAACUCAACCUCAAGUCAACUUCCCAUUACAAAUGACAAAGAAGUGAAGAAGAACGUGGAGAACCAGGGUGGCCUUUGGUUUAGCAAAGCAGGGAAAGGUCAGGUCAACGGGGGACUUAGUCGUGCUGGCAUUAAAUCUGUAAACUGUUCUUUUGGGAAGGUAUCUUGUAAAAUUAAGAUGCCAGAUUCCGCAAGCAUGAAACCCAAAGACAAUCACAUCACCGUAAUUGAACAUCUAUCUACAGAAGCCAGGAAAGCUCUUGAUAGGAGAGUGAAGUGCCUUCCAGCAAGUAGUCGACUGAUGACAAGAGCACUGAAGGCGAUGGAGGAGGCUGAGUGGAUGAAGAAACAACUGGUAAACCAAGAGUCAGCAUCAAAUGUCGAAACAGAGAAUUGUGUAUCUUUUUCUGUUGUUACAAUGCCUGAAACAACAGAUGUAGACAACCAUGUCCCUUCACAGAAGAUGCCAACUACAGCAAGAUGUGAUCUGAAAGUGGACUCAAAAAGUAACAUGCGCACCCAGUUAUCAUCGGAUCUUCUGAGUUGUAAAGAUGAUGCAAAUUUAGUCAAAUCUGAAGAUGAAGCUUCUUUGAUAUCUCAAGCACCUGUUGCCUUUCAUUCAUCUAAAUGCAAACAAGAGAGUCAUGCUUCCGAUUCAUCUUCUAGUUCUACUCAAUCUUUGCGCUUAAAGAUGGAAGAUGUGGAAAACAUGAAAGAAAUAACCUUCAAAUCAUUAGCAAAUGAACAGAGUGGCCAGCCUUUGUCAUUUCAUCCUGAUGCAAACUAUAAGUUUAGCACAUUCCUAAUGAUGCUCAAGGAUAUGCACGAUAGCCGGGAAAAAGAUGGAACCACAUUGGUAAUAGAACCGUUACCCGUAAAUGAACUUAUUAAAGAGGAGCCAUCACUGAUUCUGGACGUAAAAGAUGAGAUGAACACAGUAAGCACAGUGGAUCAACAAAAAUGUCAACUGGGCAAAACUCCAUCAAAACAGAAGAUGAAACCAAAGUCUGGGACAAAUAUGAUCCCGGAAAUUCAGCUGACCUCUACUGUGUCAAAAAAUACUCAAAGACCUAGCAAAAAAAAUUGUUCAAAAAAGAAAACCACUGAGAUCACAGCAAAUGUCCACUCAAAAGAUACAUUUGACAAACUGAUAUCUGAGCACCAUCCGCCCUCAGAAGAACCAGACACCAAGUUCUCGGCUAAUGUGCCUAAAAAGCGUUGGCAAAAGUUUGACCAAGUCAGUGACAAAGUGUUAAAUGUAGUCAAAGUUACUUGUAUUCAAGAAACAGAACAAUUACCCUCAGAAAAUUGUGACGUUUUGGUGGGUGAUACAAAUAAGUCUUGUCCAUUUGUGCCUGGGAAGGAAACUACAAUCAAUGCAUCUGAAAAUACUCAAGACAACUGUCAAAAAAAUGACAUCCCAACAGAAUGCAAACGUAUUAGAAAACCUAGCAAAAGACUCAUAGAAUGGACAGAGGAAUACGAUCAAUUGUUUUCCACUAAGAAGAAAGCAAAAAAGAAACCUGAGUCCUUUACUAAGGUUGAAAACAACAACUGCAGUGGACCAGUGGAGAAAACAUCUGGCGAAAGUGUAGAGUGA